This is a messenger RNA of Xyrichtys novacula (pearly razorfish), 27058 nucleotides long. Lineage: Eukaryota; Metazoa; Chordata; Actinopteri; Labriformes; Labridae. The record is from the annotation of a GenBank genome assembly.
GGAAGUUCUUUUAUUUUCCCUCUGACUUGUUGUUUUCCUCCUCGGUGGCUCCACUUCAGGGUCUCCGGGAUGCUGAGUGGGAGGGCGGGGCUGUGAUUCUUGCGGUUCCGUGGAGUGAUGUUGCAGGACGGAGCGGGCGCAGAGUGAAGCAGAGUAAACCUUGGUGCGGUUGUUUUGUUUUUUUGUGCGGCACACUCGGUAGAAUCUGUGAGAUUUCGGAUGCAGAAUGGAUUUAUUCAGUAAACACCUGAUUUAACGCAUCGUAACGUGUCAUUACUGGAGGUAUCGGUGCAUUCUGACACACGGACAUCUUGUUUCUCUCACAUCGGGAGUGUAGAGACAUAUUCUCCCUCACCUUGGAUCCGGUGCAGGUUCUGUUAGCGGAGCUCUCUUUAGCCCAGCAUGGCGUGGCCCUGUAUCAGCAGGGCGUGCUGCAUGGCCCGCUUCUGGAACCAGCUGGACAAGGCUGACAUUGCGGUGCCUUUGGUCUUCACCAAGUACACGGACGUCUCCGAGAUGCAGCACAUCCAGCUGCAGCCGCCGCUCCACCCUCCCCAGGCCCGGGUCGCCAUAGAAACGCAGCCGUCUCGCUCACAUUCUCGCACCCCAGCAGCGGGCCGCGCGCCGCGAAGGUGCGUCUCCGAGGAGCGAGUGUGCAGCUCGGUGAUGCGCGAGGACUUUAAGCAUUGGAGGGUGCGACCCGAACCGAGCUUUAAACCCAAAAACGAGUACCACGGACCAGAAACACCGUUCAACAGCGAGACCCAGUACCAGAAGGACUACAAGCCCUGGCCUAUCCCGAAAAGGUACGACCACCCCUGGAUACCCAAACCUGUGAACGAUGUGGACCGCUCCAGGCACGCGAAGCAGCACGCAAAGCAGCACGCGGAUGCGGACAGCGGCGUGGAGAAGAGCGCGAUAGCCGACAAGGAGAAAGACCUGCCGCAGGGUCAGGAGAGGAAAAAGAAGGCUAGUAAACCCGAGGGGACGAAGAAGGUGGUCCUGAAGGUGGAGGGAGAGGGCAGAGGGAGGGCAGCUGCGGACGCUGUGAACCGGCAGAUCAAAGAGGAGAUCACAGCCGGCAGCUCGUACAAGUGAGUUCAAACACAGACAGACCACUGAGGUCCAAUUAAAGCAGGUGAACAGGCCACAGACACGAGGAGAUAGAGGGGUUAAAAAAACUCAAUCACAGAAGACCCAUAAGAGAAUAGUCUAACACACAAGCAGUUUAGAUAGGUACUUGAUUCAUCCAGUGAAAGGUGAAAAUAAUCAAGGACCUUUUUUGACCUUUUUUUUAAUGGCACACCUAACUGCAUCAUAGGUCAUUUUUGAAGCUCCAUCUUAAUUAUGAAAAACUUCAUCAAUCAUGAUGACAAAUUAAAAGUAAUAUUACACUAAGAAAUGUUGCAUUUCAUUUACAAACUCACAGAGAGCAUGGAGGUGAUUUUAUUCCAAAUUCAAGGUUGAUUUGUGCAGCCAACAAUAUUGUCUAAAUUCAACCCAAAAUGAAAUCUAUAACCACAAGAACACAUUCACACAGCAGCCUUGUUUUUGUGACUUCACUUUGAGAGUGUGAAACUAUAACUGUGGGAUUCUAACUGCUGUGUUUUAGGCCCAAGGUCCUAUAAACCUUAAUAAUCUGACAAACUGUGGUCAUCCAUAUAGCUCCCCAAUGAGCAGCCACAGAGGCAAUAGAUGGUUAAAAUGCUGUGAGGGAUGAGGCAGCAUUUUUAAAACGUGCUUGACCGUCUCUGAUCAAAACACUAGGACAUUUCCAUUCAGCCACUUUAAUUUCAUUAAAAAAAAAUCACAGAUACAUUCAAGAAAUGUUAAUCUUGUAGAUGUCUGAUUUGUAAGCACCGUUCUUCAUAUAUUGCUGGUGGAUUUUUAUUAUCCAAUGCACGUUUUCAAUGUCACAGUGUCAUUUAGCAGGUGCUUUUGUCCACAGCAAUAUACAUAUAAGAGUAGGCUAAGUGCAACACAAGCAAAAUCUAGACAGAAGUAAACAACAUGAGUAGGUAUGAAAAUGUGCCAUAAGUGCAAUUGGGCAAAGUGCUGUUAUGCAGUGUCAUCAUCAUCAUCAUCAUUUGGUGAAUCAAGUGCAGAGUUGUUAUUUUGAUUAGAUACUGUACUGGGUCUUAUUUUGGCAUUGGGAUUAUCCAAUCCAGCUGAUGUAUCCCUUUUAAAACUCCAGAUCUCGUCAAAUUCAUUUGCCGUUUUUGAUUAUUUUUAAGGAAAUUGCCGCUACACCAGUAAGAUUUUUUAUUUUUCAUCCACCAAAUGAGACUAACAAUGUUAUCAGAAAGGCUAGUGGUGACUGAAACCCUGCCGUUUUAGUAACAUGGUGAAAGUUGUUGGUCACUCCUUAGACUGUAACACUGACAUCUGGCCUAUACAAUACUCUAAUGUCACUAUUAUUAGCUAGCAUGGUGUAAAACAACUGACACAAACAUUAGCAUAAGUGCUUUUACAGUAGUUAGCCAAAAAUGAUCAUUUUGUGAGUGGAAGAAACUGUCCCAUCAUGUCUGUUGUUUUUGAAAAUGUUUAUGUUAACUCUGAUGUUAGCUAAUGGUUGUUUUAAACUGCAAAUAUGUCUCAAUCUGUCUCUGGAUUUUCAUGAUCUCUUUAGCUGCUUGACAUUCAGGCUACUUUGAAAUUAACACAGUUUGUCAGAUUAUGAAGGUUUAUAUGACUUUAAAGUUUAAGAUUCCCACCCUGAGCAUCAUGAAAGAUGGCUGCCAGGUGAAUGUGGUCUUUUCUGUGAUUAACAACAGCCCUGGUCACAUUAUUUUGUCAUGUUUUACUCAACUUAACUUUUGCUUUUAUGGAAAACUUCAGGAUUACAAGUUAUUAAGAAAACAAUAUGACCCCCUCAUCCUGUCUUUAAACACACUUGCCUUAAUCUUUUCCAAACAGCCCUUCAUGAAUUAAUAGCAUGAAUAAACAAAACUUUGAAUCAAUGGGCCGGCCUUGACAACCUUGAGUAAUUAGAGUGUUAUUAAAAGAAUAAGAUAGGUGUGUUUUUUUGCACUGCUGGCUUAAGAAAUGUGAAUUUUUCCACCAUACUGGGGUUAAUUGGGUGUUACUUAUUCACUUAAUCUCACUCAAACAGCUGUUUCACUAUUAAUAAGGUGCUUUUCUUAUUAUAAGCCGCAGCAUGUGGAAACAUCACGGGGCAGUUUAUUUAUAUUUUCCCCACAGCAGGUACGAUGACAUUUCAUUUCAUCAAAGGUCAAGGUGGAUUUGUAGCCAAACUCUGCUGAUGUUUGGGUCCACGGGGCUAAUCUCUGUCUGAUUAUGCAACGUUCCCGAGGAUGAUGGGAACUGGUGGAUGGAUGAGCUUCAAGUCACGCAUGCCGCAGUAACUGUACGCACAUGUCCUGAAGCUGUAGUUUGAUAUCAGCAGCAUCCAUGUUCUGGGAAACAGCUGACAGUGACGCUGUAAUGAAAUAUAUUUGACAUCCAUGAGUCUAACCUUGAGGAGCCUGAUCUCACUAUCUAUAUCAACAUUCUAUUUACUUUACUGUGUUCAUAUUGUGCCUAGUUUACUGUCGAUGUGGGCUUUGGAACAGGAUUUGGCUUAUAUGUGACUGGCUCUGUUAGUUCAGUGAGUGGGUCUUACAGCUGUUAGGAGCCCUGCAGUCCUGUCUGGGUCGUUGAGCAGUCAGCAGGGUGCAGCCAGGGGCACUUUCCCCCCACAUGGCAGGAAAUGGCUGCGUCGUGACAAGCAGAAGCCCUGUAAAGUCUCUGUCUUCAUCUGCAGGCAGAGACUCAAAGCAGGUCAGCUGUGGGUUAAUACAGGGGAUGGUGUGGAGUCACAGUUACACACACAUGGAUUGAGAGGUCUCCAUAUACAGUAGUUUUCCUUUCUGUUUUGUUCCUAUUACCUGAGCUUGUUUAUCAGCUGACACUGGGUUAGAUUUCAGUAGGUUCAAUCAUUUGUAUUGCAGCUGCAGUGAGACUUAAAGUACCCCGAAAAUAAAUUCUUGAAUUCUCUGAUCUUAAAGGGAUAUUUCUUUUUUUUUUAGGUGAGGUUGAGUGAGUUACAUGCCCCUAGUGAGUGUGUCAGCUACUUUCCUCACUAUCAGAUAGCCCAUUUGUCUUUAUACUCUUCGCAGGCACAACAAACCCAGUCAUGCCGUUCCACAUGCAGCAGGAUCAGUCAGUCAGAUCUAUGAAGUACAAGUCACUGAUGCAUUGCGAGUUUUAAUAUUUUUGCAUCUCAGUUUUGCAUGAUGUUAAGUACUGAACUCUGAAGUGAUGUGUGUUAAGUUUUUAAUUCAACUUAAUCUACAUAAACAUAAACAUAAAAAUAUUUGGUGGAUCAUGGGUUUUGUCAUUAUGCCCUAAAAAUCAAAACAAAGAGAACUGAAAACUUCCUCUGGAAACUCUCUACUAUUCAGCUUUGCUGCUUUUUUUUUUUUUUUUUUCACUCCUGAAUGUUGAAGGAAGCAACCUGCAUGAUAUUGGCAUUUCCAGUCAUUGGCUGACCUGCCUCUUUCUUAUUGGCAUCAGCAUUAUUGAAAAAACGAUCAGACGAGCACUGAAGUUCACUCUCUGGAGGUGUAUUUAACUCUCUCUGCAGACUGGAGUUUCCCCUUCUUUUUCCUCCCUUUCUUUGGGCUUUGAAAGUUGCUGAUAAAUCUCUUAACUUCUUUCCACCACUCUCCUGCUGUCUUCUUCAGUUGUCGACUUCUUUGGCCAAUUAGCUUGUUUUCAAAUUACCCCCAGUCUUGCCAUUAAGGCCAUAAUGGGGAGUCAUGGAGUACUGAUGCAGUGAGACAAAUUGGCAUGGAUAUCUGUUUUUAGUGCCAUAUUUUUCUGAAUCUAAAUACAUCAUUCAUCCUUGGUGUGUUGAUUAUUAUACCACGCAGGUCAGGAUGUAUAUAUAGUAUAGUAUGGUAAGUGUGUCCCACCCUGGUGACCACAGUUCUUUUACUGCAGAGAUGCUCUGGUCUGAAACCCACACAUUUAUGGAAAUCUGAUGUACUUAUCUUAAACUCUGUGCCUUGUAUAAAAAGCAUGUUUCAUAAAGGAGUGAUUCUUAUAUAACUAAUGAUGUGUUAUCAAGCUGUUUCUAAUGACGGUGAUUAAAGUUUUGGGAGUGCUCCAUGUCAGUCAGACAGACUGGUAGGCAGCUGUCAAGUUGUCAAGCAUAAAUCAUAGACAUCAGGUGAUCACAGUCGUCUGAAUCUUCCUCUAUAGCUGAGAAUCAUAUCAUUUUUAAGCAGAUAAUCUUUAAAGCAGAGGACUGAGGAUUGAAGGAUUGAGAGAUGGGAAGAAGUUUGUCCUGAAAGUAUUUGAAACUUACUUAUUUCACUCACGUUGAAACUAUGGUGUUAGAGUCUGAACUGAACACAGAGGUAAAAACCACCUCAUGCAGAUUUUGUUGAUACAUUUCACCAACUUUUAGUGUUGUAUGUAAAGCAAACCAUGAGUUAAAUAUCACAUUUUCCUGUCGUCGGCAGAUUUUCAUAAAAAUGAUUAGGCAUAAAGGAAGGGAGUGAAACAUGUAACAUCCAUGUUUUUUAAUCCACUUUUACUAAUCAAAUAUUUUGUUAAAAAAAACUUUGUACAGUCAUACAUACAACCUUUAUACAAUUAUAUAAUGUCAUUGAGAUGUGGAUCUGUUUUUCAAGAAAGACCUGAGUCGACGAGAGAAAGAUGGAGACAGACAGUAAUCAGACAAACAGGCAUGUACAGCAUUAGAGACAAUAUGAGGCCAAACACAAUUAGAGUGAAAAGGUCCAAUACUGACCAAUUGGGUUGAUUCAUUCAGUAUCUGAGAUUCAGAGUAGUCAGAGUAAGUCUUUCCACGUUCAGUUCUUCCCUGAGGGGUAAGCAGCAGAGUCAAACAGACCUGAGAUCUGCCCCGCCGAGAGGUGGUUUGAAAUGAGAGGAGAUGUGAUCAUCAUGUGAAUGUUUGUUGCACACUGAGAAUUCAAUGAUAGAAGUUACUUCAAGUGCAGUGAGAAGAGAUGGACUUAUUGCAAGUUACUUAUUACAAAUCAAGUCUCUCAUAGUAUUAAUAGAUAUCCACAAAUAGAUGUUAUACCUAUAAAAUGGGGGUCUGUCAAUCAGUCAUAUAACACCUCAAUUAUUUACAUUAUUUUAACAUUAUUCUACAUAUACUUUAAGCUAAUUUAUACAUUAUUUUUGCUUGGUUGUUCGUUUAUUCACUAAUAAUUAACAGUAUCGUUUACUUUUAAAGGUCACACAGCAGAGUGGCAAAUGUAAUAUAGGCUAUAAUUUAUAAGCUGAAACCUUUCUGGUCCCAACAGUAGAUGAUUAUCCAAAAUGUGAAGGGACUAUAAGGAAAGGUGAUUCACUGAGAGUGACUCAUUGUCUGUAGAAACAUCCAGUGCAAAAAAAUAACAGUUGAUUUAAGUCCCACAGAUGACAAGGCAAAAAAAGGAUCAUAGUACAGGAUUAUGGGCUGUCAAAUCAAAUUUAUGGGGGGUGAUCUCCUGAGUCCUCUGCUGAUACCUGUACUGUGUCCUGAGCUUCUUUAUGUCUGCCUGUAAGUAAUUUAGUACUUGACUCUUGACUUGGUUCUUUACUACUGAAAGUAACAAAUCAGUCACAUUACUUUUUUUUUUACUGCAGUCUAACAUUACCUGACAUGUAACAUGUAAUAAACAAUCUGGACAACAUUUUUCUCCAGGACAUAUGCCGCUGCAGGCCCAUUCAUCUCUACUUUUGUCAAUACUGUUUGGCAUUUCACACAAUAAAUCCGGUGUUAUGUGCAUGUCUCCAAGCCUCAGAAGAUGCUUUUAGUCAGGCUGCUCUGCUGCUUUUGCUCUUCACUCUCAUAAACUCGGGCCAGAGUCAAAAACACAUCCCAGGAGUAGGACCAGAGGGUGGUGCAGGAGCAUACAUGGAGAAGGGUUUUAUUGAUUUCUCAGGGGAGUAAUUAGAUAAUUGUCUGAACAGUUUUGGUGAUUACUAAAUUAAAAAAUGUGGUACAUUACAUUACAGCAUUACAGACAAAUCUAAUCCAAUUACAGUCAUGCAGUACUCUGGAGCAUAGAACCCCUAAUACUUGUGGAAAUGUAUCAGAAGGACGCUCAAAUAACACAGCUCAGGUUUUGAAAGGCUCUGCUUGAGGAUUGUAAUCAAAGCAGGUGAUCUGUGAGCAGACAUGUUUGUUAAUACUAAGGGUGCAGCUUCACCAUAUAACGCCUAAAACAACAGCAUGAGAAGCUGAUCUGUAUCACUGCAUCAAGAGGAGGGACAAAGGCGAACUGGAAAUCAUAUCUCCUUUUUUGUCUCUCAAAUCUGCAGAUCAGAUACUGUCUAUAUAUGUAUGUGCUAUUGGAGCAACAAGGGUUUUUUUCACUUAUUGAUUCCUGACAGCUGUCUCCUAAACAUGAAAAUGAGGUAAAACAGUCUGUUAACAGGUACAAAGUUAGGGUCUGUUUGGAAAAGACUGUACUGUAGCAGCUGUGGGUGUGGAGUGAAGUGAUUUGGCACCAGCUCUUUAAGCUUGAGUCUCAAGUCAAAUCUGUAGUUGAGUUUGCGUGUAACUGAAGUGCAAGACCAGUUUAAGUAGGGCUGGGCGAUGAACCGUAAAUUUACUGUUAGAAAAAUUUUCGGCAAUAACCGAUGUCAUUUUGCCCAUGUCAAUAUAUUCGGUGUCAAAAAGAAGAAAUAUAUUAAAGUUCGUUUUGGAUGUGUGAAGGUAGGCUAUGGCCCCUUUAAGACGCUGUCCUACGUCAGAGAUAUGACUCCACCCCAUUCAAUCCGUAGCAAAGAGGGAAAAGACUGGUGAGGAGAUGGAGGACGGUUCAAAAGUUGUAGCGGCUGAAUCGGCAGCUGAAGUAGACGAAGUUAAUGUGGGAGGGGUGAGCAGCUUGUGGAGUAGUUAUCGUCCAUUUAUCGUUAUCGAGGUGAACUGCUCAAUAUAUAAUUGAUGUUGAGGCCACAUCGCUCAGCCCUAAGUCUAAGCCUCAAAUGCCCUCAUCUCUGGCAGGUAGCUGUAUGAAACUAAAUGGUUAAUCACUAGCCUUGUGGAGACAUGAUGGUUGAUUAUACUUUGUUCUUUCAUUUGCAGUUAUACCUUAAAUGUGUUUUAAAAACUGAUUUUAUCUCAGUUUUUACCAGUGAGGCUUCUGUCGUACCAAACGAUCAUUUUUCUACAAUUUAAAUCUCAGUGCAUCAAUCAACCCACAGGAUCUUGCAGUGUCAGGAUCCCACAGUUUUGUUGAUGAUCCUGCUGGUGCUUGUGGUUUUUUUUGUUUGAGGUGCAAUAAAAGCCGAAGUGGAAAAACACCAUCUUGCAAAACAAAGUUAAUGGACAGAAUCAAUUGGUUUAACUGUGCUCUGUUUCUAUGGCUCCUCUUUUCUUUGAAAUGUAAUUUUAUUUAGCGUGUGCUUAGGUAGACUCUUUAGCAUGAUGCAACUGUCAUUAAAGAGCCACAGUCACUGUCUAGUCAAAGCCAGUCCUCUCUCCAUUGUGCGUGUUUGCACCAGGCUACUUCAACAUAAAGCCCUGCUCCCCUCAGCUCUGUUUUGUGCUUUUUAAACUUGUAUUUACCCACAGAAAGCUUUGCUGAACACAAAGACUCUUUUCUUCACAGCACAACAGCAAAAGCUAAAGGCAGCUCCAGCCCUUUCCUGUAUUUUCUUGAAUAAAUUUGUGUAGCGUUUUCAGUCAACAGCCUCCCAGUCACAAGUCUCCAACCUUCGUUUCACCGCCAACUCACUGCUUUAUGUUCAAAAUGCCAUUUUUUUGCAUGACAAUGAGUCUCAGACAGUAGCAGCAGCGGCCUUUGUUUGUUUUCUUGUUGCUUGCAGCACUGCUGUAAGAGACAAAGACCAUUCUUUAUCUUGUUGGCAUUAUUUGGAUGUGAGGUGACUAAUAAAAGACACUCAGGGAGCAGAUUACAGGAAAAUAUCAAGCAAAUGACCCAGAAAGACAAAUGAGAGUUGAGUGCCGGGGAGGUUCACUGAGUUCAGAGGAAGGAAGAGAGUGAGGAGGAGGUAUGAAUUUUUCCAUUUUCAUUUAUGUCACGUAUCACAGCUCAACAUUAUUCACUCCUGAGGUAGUAGUACAACCUCUGGAGCUUCUGCUUUUGAAUUUUCCUUUCGUUUUUCUCACUUUAGCACAUCAAGUCAUCCCUCUCUCUCUCUCUCCCUCUCUCUAUUAUGAGGCCGCUCCUUCAGUUCAAAUGGAGUUUGUCUUUUAGGUCACGUUUAAACAGGCUGUACACUUGCGGUACCAGACAGUGGACUGUAAAGAGGCCAGUGGAUUCUGGUGGAUUUAGAAAUGAUCCUCUUAGAGAGCCAGAAAAGCCUGUGUUCAUACUGACGAGUGCUGAAUACAGAAACACAGACGCAGACACAUCAGACACACAAAAAAGGAAAGAAACAGCAGGUUCUUAUCACGUCUGAGGCUGUCUCAUCUGCUGUUUCUGAGUCUUCUGCUCCCUGAAAAUAAAUCCACGUCGGUUUAUAGUCAUAAGACAUAUUGUAGGGAACAAAAUGUAGUCGACAGAUCUGUGCUGAUAUCCUGUAUUCAUUUGGUGCAUCAAUUCAGAUCUCUGCCAGAUAAAGCUUUCUGUCUUAUGUAACCAAUCUAAUCUGCCAUAAUCAUAUCUGAUUACAGUUAAUUUAAUUCAAGGAAAGUUAUCAUUAGGAUAUGAAUGAGUUAUGUAAUGCACCGAAGCCAAAUUUUACCUGAAAUUAGGUUAGUUGAUUUAGUAAUGAAGUUCUGAAGUCUGUAAGAACGGAAAAAGAGCCACAGCUCUCUUUAAAGAGCGAUGAAUCUGUGACUGAAGAUUUUAAAUGGUUGCUCAGGGUUUCGGUCAGAAAUGUUGAUAGGCCAAGUUGCAAGUUACUUUCAAUAGGGUCCACACAUGCCAGGAGGCCCCUUCUUCAGAGAGCCCUACAGGAAGUUAGUGCUGUAGUCAAACAGGAGACAUGUCUGAGUUUUUACACCCCAAAAGACACUAAAAAAAUGAGUCCUCCUUGUAGCGCUGUGAAACUGGAGGGUAGGGAUGUGACAGUACCAAACUCCCAUAUUAUUGCAUUAACAAGUCCACAGUGAAAUAUUUGUUGCAGAAUUAAAAAGAGCAAAAAGAGAAAUGAAGACUUGGAAAAGUGCCAUUUAGCUCUGAGUAGCUUGUGAGGUCCAUUCAUACAUGAGGAGUGAGCUGCACUGAGUUAGCUUGAGGUUGUGUGUAUCUCUAGACUUUGAAGCUGCUGAUAGUGUUUGACUGAAGUAUGACUAUGAUGAGCAGUGUUGUGUGUAAACAUGCAAAAACAAACUAGUUCACUGAGUGCUCUCAUAUUUUGGGGGAAAGUGAACCAAGCCAUUUAUUUAGCAACUCAUGAAUGAGAACAUGUGGGUAGUUUAUCAGUGAGCAAAGAGGAUCCUACUGGGCAGGUAAUGUGAAGAUGGAUUUCUGCCACUUCUAGCAACCCUGCGUGGUUUCACAGGGGUUAAAGGUUUUUAGGAUAACUCACUUUUUGUAUUUGUUGGAUUCAUGUUUCGAUGUUGCUUUACCAUUAGCACUUUUAUUUUACAUGAUUUUUAUUUUACAAACCAUCCUCUAGGGCCGGGCGAUAAACCAAAAAUUUACGGAUGCCGAAAUUUACGACAAUAACCGACGUCCCAGAUCAAUAUAUUCGGUGUCAAAAAAUAAAUAAAUAAAUAAAUAAAAGUUGGUUUUGGAUGUGUGUAGGUAGGCUAUGGUCUCAUGUCCCUUUAAGACGCUGACCUACGUCAGAGACGUGACUCCACCUCAUCCAGUCUGUAACAAAGAGGGAAAGACAGGUGAGGAGAUGGAGGACGGUUCAAAAGUUGUAGUGGCUGCAGCGGCGGCUGAAGUAGGUGAAGUUAAUGUGGGAGGGGGGAGCAGCUUGUGGAGUAGUUAUCGUCCAUUUAUCGUUAUCGAGGUGAACUGCUCAAUAUAUCAUGAUAUUGAUUUUAGGCCAUAUUGCCCAGCCCUACCAUCCAUACAGCUGUAACGAUGCAGAUUGAGCCUACUUAGUUUUAGGAUCUCUAAUUUGGCUCCAGUGUGUUUACUAACCUUCUGAACCUUUUCUUGUCAUUCACAGAAAAUGUCUGUGGGUGUUCUUGAGUUCUCACACUGUGAACUUCUCGGUCGGACUGCUUAUCUUGAAUGUUUUUGGGAAGACAACUUGCAAAGUGGCCUCUCAUUUCACAUUUCAAUUUUCUCUGGCCUGUUGGCAACAUUGGAAAUGAAAACAUACCUCACAUUAGAUUUAAAAGCUGCCGGAGCAUCUAAAAUUUCAAAAUCCUCCCUACAGAGACUAUUGUCCCAUGGGUGCUUAUCAUCCACUUCUCUGCUAACUGCCCCAGUGCAAAAAUGGAUAAAAAUUGGAGCGUCAUGAAACAAAAAUCUGACUAACGUCAAAGAACCUUAACCCAAACUGUUGAGCAGCUGAAAUCCUGUAUCAUGCAAAAAUGUGACAAUAAUUCAGCUGGUUUUUGGAAUAAUUCAGCAACUAAUUUUGUCUUCACUGACAAUGUAUAUGUUUUAAAUCACACUUGAAAUUGAAUCAUUGAUUUGUAUGUUAUGGUUAUUCCUUGAACAGUUUGCAUGGUUUACCACACCUGCCACUUGUCAGAUCUUUUCAGUCCAUCCCUGACCAAAACCUUUAAAUAUUAAUAUGGUUUCCAUUUUUCAAAACACCCAGCCAAAGAUCCCUGUAAUGUAGUGGCAUGCUCGUACAGCUCACUGUAGCUGUUUCCAUUGAGAGGCUGCAGAGAGGCUGUCAGAUAGAGAUGAGGCCAGCAGAUCCCAGAGGAGAGAGGGAGUAUUGACCAGCAGCCAGACCCUGACACUCCAGGAAGCAUUGUGAGGAAGUGAAGCUCCAGCUCUGAGCGUGGGCACAUCGAUUUCCCUGGAAAACACAGAGAGAAGCAGACCAGCCGUUUAUCUCAGAGCAGCACGGCCGGAGAAUUAGAGCUGGAGUCAGAGAUGCCUGCACAGAAGUUUGUCUCAGCAAUGUUUGCACACAGAAGUUAUUUAUGGCUCACAGAAUUUCAAAGUGUACUCUAACACAGAGAGAGAGAGAGAGAUGAAGCCCAAUUUUACACCAUAGCCAUUUUUAGACCUCAGAAGAGGAACCGCUUUUCUCUCAGCAAUAGAUUGUUUACUACAAUUCUUAAAGUUCGGAAUUGGAAAUAAAUCAAUAAAUCAGGGUUUGGACAACAUUAAUUUCAGUUAACAGCAGCAAAAUACCUGCAGGCGUAAAAUAUCAAAUUAACAAGAUGCAUAUAGCUGGUUGUGGAUUUUGUUAUUCACAUGAUAUUUUAGAAAACAAUCAUCAUCAAUGAAAUAAGAAAAAUUCCACAGAGGCAGUGGGAGUUUCUGCCCACAGCACAAAUGUUGCAGAUGAUUGACUAAAUGUGAAAUUACUCAGCCUCUUACAGAAACUCAUUGUUUGUAUUUGGACUCAACAGAUUAGAUGCACACUGAUUGACAUUAUCAGGAAUUUUGAAUGUUUCAACGAUCCACAACUAAUAUUUAUGUCCUGUCUGGUCCAUUUACAUAAACAUGCAUUUUCAUAUUUAUUAUCAGAGGUUAACGGCCUGAUUAAACAUUGAAGAUUUUUUAAAAUCUAACAGGAAUACAGUCAUAGUAAAGUUAUUAUUUUAUGUCAGUAAAGUGGUUAUGUUACAAUACAAGAAUACAUUUAUUCACUGAGUCAGGGAUUAGCCUCAUAAUGCUGUUUUGAAGGGGAUACCACAUAUCUUAGCCUUUUAGAGAGCAGUAAAGCCCCUCUUCUUCAUUGAUUGAUGGUUUUUGUAGAGGGUUUGUUUGAUUUUGCUCAGAAGAAAUCUCUCCCUGAAGCAGAUCUGAUUUGAGUUUUUAACUUCUCCUCUGUGUUGGUGUCUUGCAGCCUGCCAACGACCUGUCAUUGUUCUUGUAACUGCGAUUAUAUGUCUGGACAACUUGUGCACUGUCUGACCCCACUGUACGGAGAAGUUUGAUUUUAUUUCCCUUCUCUUCUGAGUCGUCUCAGGGUUCAGAGGUCCAGAUUGUGCCGCGUUAGGGCAGGGCUGGGUGAAGCUCAGCGGUGCUCCACCCCGUCAGUGCCAGUGUUCAGCCGUAGCGAUGAGGCCUUUCUCCGCAUAUCCCCUCCACCACAGCGGGUCAGCAGGGUCAGCCCUCCAAAGCAGAUUUAGUCACACAGUGAGAAAUCUAAGUACUGCCUGGGCCACAGUGACUCAUACAAGAAAAUGUCCUAUUAAAUAUUAAAGCAGAGCAGCAGUCAUAAUAAGAGAAGGAGCCCGGGAGGUUCUUUGAAAUGAAUGCAGUAAACUUUGAUGAGAAAGUUUCUUUUUUUUUUUUUUUGCCCUCUUCUUUGUCAAGUCUAAUUAGAUCUUUUCUUUUUUUAAGAUGUUAAAUAAAAAAUACAACCUGACAACUAAAUUUUGAACUUUGGAAAUGGCAAAGGGCAGUUUUACAAACACAUAAUCAAACAGUCACUUUGUCAUAAAAAAAAGAAAAACUGCAGACUUUUUUAAACUUCUCAAAUCACAGACGCGUCACGUCACAUGCAAAGGCUGUAUCAUAACUGUCACCUGUUUGAACAAGCAGUUUUAUCUAUGAUCAAAUCACAUCACCUGACCUUACCUCACUUCUCGUUAGACACAGUCACUGAUUGUAGGUAUCAAAUUUGGCAUUUUGGAGCAGGCUAGGAAUGCCAAUAUUGUUCCUUAAAUUGUACACAAAGUGUAGAGUGUUAAAAUUCAUGGUUAUUAAAAUGCACUAUUAUGCAGAUGGGUCCCUCUGUAUAUGACUUUGUAUUUUUGCCCUAUCACUGUCACUUGCUGUGGCUGUUUAACCUGGAUGAAUGAUCAGGACCUGAGUCCACGUGACAACAGUGCCAGAGCUAAAGAAAGAAGCCUCAUGUAGACGUCACUCUGUUGUUUUCACACUCAUGAUAUGCAGCUUCAGUAGCGUGAUGCGGCUCUGUGACAUGAUGACUACUGAACCAGGAGGCACUGAUUUUAAAACAAGUACCAAGACCACACAGAGCUCAGAGACACUGGCCUUAUUGUUACAUGUAUACAUGAAUAGCUGCAAUGUUACAGUGCAGACCGGUGUUUCACACUGUGAACCCUGCCUGCACUCACAAUCUGUCUAUUUUUCUCUGCUUAUGACACACACACACACACACACACACACACACACACACACACACACACACACACCCUGUGCUGUCAUAUGAGUGCUUCAUAUCCUCGGCCUUUGACAAUGUUGUAUAACCUUGUCUUUGCAUUGUGGCUUCUUUGACCAUUUGAGCAUUCAUUCAAAGUGGACUUCAGACUUGUUAUGUAAGAGGUCUCUGUGUGGUUUCCACCUCUAGUGCUCCACACUGCUGGAGGGGGUUCUGUGUUACUUUUCACAGGGUAACCAAGAAAAAAAAACAUAAAAAAAGUAAUGCCUUAACAGAAAGCUCCUACAUUUGCUCUCUAUUGAGCCAAGUUAGCAUGUUAGCCAUUGUUACAUUAGCUGCUUUUAUAAUGUAAGCUAAGGGUGUGUGGUUCUGAGCCUUGACAGAAGGUCUUAAGGGGUUUCUAUCAUAGACUUAAUAUACUAAAGACAACUUGGUUCUGCCUUCUGUCAGUAUAUGGAUUUGAAGCCAAAAAGCUCUCUGUAUUUACGUUUUUUUUCUCCACUUCCUGGAAACAACAUUGCGCAGUAGCGUUGUAUGCACUCCACCAAUUGUGCAGCAGCAUUGUACGCAUUCGGCAGGAGGGUCGCCAAGAGUCGCUGUGAUGACACUCGGCUCAAACAGCAUAUCCCUCCGUGAGCUACGCAAUCUUUGUACGCCCAUAGGCUGUAUCAGGUGUCAAUCAUAGAAAACAAGAAGCCCCCAAUAACUUGACUUGAAUAAGAGGACUUGAGCACGAGCCAGUCUUACAGUAACUACAUGUCAACAUCACAAGCAGGGGGGAGAAAGAUUUAUAUUCUGUGUAAUAAAUUUCUACAGUUUGUCCACAGCUCCAUAGGGAUUGCUUAAGGAGGCAGGAUUUAUGACUUAUACUGCAGCCCGUCACCAGAGGGUGCUGUUCUCGGGGUGGCUUCACCCAGAAAGGAGGCAGACGGCGUCCAUUCUAUAUACAGUCCAUGGUUUCUAGCCCCAGGUUUCAGUUGGGGCUAGAAGUUUCGGCUUGUUCUGGCUUUUGUCAACAAAGGCGACAUCAGUAAAGAGAAGAGCAUAAACAGUAUUUGUUUAAAAGCUUCCCACAGUUUUGAAGGUGCCUCUGUCUCAGGGAAGAAAACGUUUAAUCUACAAAGUGUAAAGCUGAGGAAAAAGAGGUGCAGUAAAAUGGUCUUUCCAUCUUCUAAGUGGGAGUGUCUAAGUCUCUUAGCUUUUUCUGAAUUGGACAGCACAAGGUGAUGUCAGGUUGUGGCCUUUUUUGAAAUAAGCCAUUCGAGAAACCUUAAAAACCACAUCAGUGGAUGAAACUGCCAUCUUUGUACCUCAUCUUCUGACACUUCAUGGUUUAGUAUGGACAUCCAACACUGCAUCAUUAAUACGCAUCAGCAUGAUAAGUCUCAUUAAAACAUCAAAAAGUAUUACUUAGAGAAGCUGAGAACUACUGAGAAAACGAGGCUCAUUAAUCCUGUAAAUCCUGGCCUGUGGUUGUAUAUCGUUUCUCUCCCACAUGCUCUCCCAUGACAACCCACCAUGAGAACAUUUGAGGUCAGAGCACAGAUUUCACACUCUCAUACAAACUCAGACGACUCAGCUCCAGUCCGUAACCAUGAUCCCAUUGUGAUCUAUUAAAACAUGUUAAAAUCAAUGGUCCUGUUCCUGCCUCAUGCAUUACAUUAAACACGAUCACACAGCCUCAGUGCUGUGUUUUAGAGCUGCCAGUAAUUGAUUUGCUGUCUCUCCAUGAAACUUGUGCUACAAAUUAUUUUAACGAGGCUCUGCUCUCGGCCUGGUCAUGUCUGUCCCUCGGUCUGCCCUGAGUGUUUAAUAUAGAGCCUUUCUUCACUCACAAUUGGAACACAAAGUUUUCACUGAGCUUGGCUGCAUUUGCGUGCCUCUCUCAGUGAUGGCACUGAAUUGUGCUGCGUUGGGGAGUUUACUUGUUUGUGACUGCACUGGAGCCACAGGGGACAACCGAUGGGUGUCAUCUUACUGGCCUGAACCAGAGCUGCCUGUUUUUCUUUGUAAUCAGCCACAGUAUCACGACAUGUUAUUGCAGGAUAAGGCUGACAGUACACAUGAUUUUACUGUUUAUUCAUAGGAUAUAGGAUAUCUUUUGAAUAAACAGUACAGGACAUAUAUAGAUCCAUACUGUAAGUGUGCACACUCUAGAUGUUUGGUUUUAUUGUGCUGUUUAAGGUGGCUGAUUUUUUCAAAGCAAUAUAUUGUGACCAUUUCAUAAAGAGGAACAAACUCAGUGGCUUUUAGCAAACAAAGACUUUUUAAAUUAAAGACACCUUUUAGCUCAACAUACAGUAUAUUCAUGUAUUUUCUUGGAAACCAAAGGGUUUUCUUCUGAAAGCUCAGUUUUAUUAAGCAUCCCACAAUGAAAUAAACAUAACAAAUAUUCAAUAGUUCAAGCUUCCACAUUGAGCCUUGAGGAAUUUAUUUGUAACAAAAAAAAUAUUUUUUUUUUUGUCUUGAAUAUAAGACAAAUCAAGUAAAAAUACCACAACCAUCAUCUUUUUCUAUAGAACUGUUGGGGUUGGACAACAAUAAUCCUCUGUCCAAUAAAGCAAAAAAAACCCAAACAUUUCUGAUUGUGCUUUUUAUCUGUACUUUUUCUGUGAUCUGAUCAAUAAUCAAAAAUAAAUACUCAACAUAUGUCUUAAAUGCAUCGUCUAAAGAGCAUGGAUGUAUCAUACCAUGUCUUGUUGGUUAGGCAGCAUACAGUCUGAGUACUAUACCAAGGCCAGGGUGUAUAGUGGUUGGUUUCAAAGAUGUGUUUGGGGUGUUACAUGAAUUAAAUUAACCAAAGUGUUGUUAUUCUCUUUAACAUUGAAGUAAGCCUGCAGACAGGUGUGGAUAACAGCCUUUCGUUUUAACAUACAGGGUUCAAGCUGGCGUGUUUAACUUUUUUUCAUCCAUUUUGCCCCUAAAAUGCAACAAAUACAGGUCAUUAUAUGAGUAAUGUUGAUGCAUGGAGUAAUGCCAUAUUAACUGAAACAAGCGGUCUACAGAACUGGAUUGCUCCAAUUAAGUCAUUGCUUCAGACUGCAGCGAGCCUCUGAAAUGUUCCUAAAAAAAUCAUUUGUCCCAAGAGCAAUUAGAUUACUACUUUUUAAUCCUCUGAACCUCCAACUGUCCAGGAUUUAAAAAAGAUUUUCUUCAUCAGUGAACUGAACUCAGAGGAGAUGUCAGUAACCCUGUCCUCUGUCUAGUUUCUCAUUCUUACUUUUUAAAGGACAAUUACAGCUUUUAAUACUGUUCUCUUUAUUUAUGGAUUAUGUUGACUGUGAUGACGCAGAGGACUCUGCUAAUCUCUUGUUUGUGAAUGCUGUCUUGUUUGUAAGUGAGGUCAUUGUGUGAUUUUCCUGUUAAGCCAAAGACAAUUUUCCUCAUUGCGGACAAAUAAAGUCCAUUCUGUCUGUGCUCCAAAUAUUCACGGACUUUCUAGGUUAACAGAUGUGUAAAUGUAUUUAUGACGCACAGCAGAGUCACUUUAGUGUCAAAUCCAGAAUACCAACAUGAUCAGACAAGAUCUGAUUUUAACCAGGUUUUUGUUGCUGAUCGAGAAUACAGUCUUUUUGUGCAGCACUGCACCAGUGUUGUACUGGACCUUUCUUUAAGGUCAGCACACCUUUUGGCACUAACGUGGGUGCAGGUUCAUGUGCUCUUUGCACAGCGUGGGUGCUGUGCUUAGAAAUGAGGACGUGGAAAAUUACAGACACUUCAACUGUAGGUCAAGAUGCUUUACCAGAGGGCCCUUAAAUCUAGAAAUCUCUGAUGAACAAGCAGUUUUUUGCAAUAUUCUUUAUCUUGAACAAGAAGAAAUAUUGUUGAUGCCAGGGGUUAUAUAGAUCGAAACAACACAGAAUAAGGGUGGUGAUAUACUAAUGGUAAAAAUAGAUGCAGGCCUUCCCACGGUGGGAACACUUGUUAUCAGCACAGUUUCUGUAUCUAUACCAUAUGGGUGCUUAAAAUAGAUUCAUAAUUAAUGUUGAGAGAGUACAUCCCACUGCAGUGAAAAUAAGGAGACAGAGAAAGUGAUGCGGUGUGAUAUAUGAAGAUAAAUGAGUUUCAUAUACACCCGGUAUAAAGCUGCUGUGGUCGUCCUCUGGGGCACAGUCAUGCAGCGCGUGUAAAUGUGAGCAGACCGAACACACGUUGCAGGCACAGCCGUACUGCUGACCUUCUUCAGAAGUGCUGUGUGAGGACUUCAGAGAAUAAUGCCAACCAACAGACUGGUGCAGACCUCCUCCCACCUCCACUACCUCUGACAUACUGUGCUCUACAUUACUGAUGCACCAGUUCACUUCACUUCUUUCCCCAGAUACAGAGUACAAAACUGCUCUCCAGUUCACUAAGGUCUAAUAUUUUCUAUUUAUGUUUACAUGAUUUUUUCUUACAUAGAAUCCUAAAAAGCAGGUUUUAAUCAGAAAUAGUAAACACAUAAACAGCUUUGCAUAGACCCAAAGUGAUCACUGAUUUUUGCACAGUUCAUAUCAGAGCUUGACUUUCGUACACUUGUAGGUUGACAUAGUUUGCUAAUAUAUACCUAUUAAAAAUAUCUCCGUUUGGAUGUAACUGUUUUUAAAUAAUUGGUCCAAGUAUGAAAAUUCUUUCUGCAAGGCACAUUGCUAUCUGUUAAAUAAAAAUAGUCCAUGUCAUGAGCUGUGUUUACACAGUGAUCCCACUGCAGCUCCUUUCCAAAGCUCAGCUGUCACUCUGCAUUCAUACUUUAAAACUGAACCACACAACAGUAAUAUCAUUGUGUCCCAGUGUGUUUGAAUGAACACAGCAGAAGAUAAAGAAAUGCAAUGUAUAAACAAAUAACACAAGCAUCACACUGUUUUGUCUCUUUAACUACCGCAAUGUCUGCUCAGCAGUAGGACAACUUAAACACUUUAUUACACCUCUGAAAUUCUGGAAAAACACAUUAUAUAAGUACAGGACAAGAGCAUCAAAGAGAUAGGAGGCACAGAUUUGUCUCUAAAGAAGGACAAGUUUGAUGGAAACAAACAGUUCCUCGCAGGAGCUUUAAGACACCAGCCCUCAGAGUGUGUUUGCAUCAGUUUAUCAUAAUAAAUCAGGACAUGAUCCACACAGCAAACUCUGUUUUCAUAUCAACUCUUCAAUUGACUAUUUUGACCUCUACAAUCUAUGAAUUUGAACUCCAAAUGGACACCAUGACUUUGGUGCAAGUAACUAAAAAAAUGACAUAAAUAAAGUUCAGUCUGGAGGACUGUUUGCAGAGGAAGCAAAAAGAGUAGACAGGCUAAAACUGGAAAUAAAGUGGCUAUUAUGACAUUUAAUUGGCUGUAGGCUGAGCUUGACUUUGUGACCUGCCUUACCUAGCACCAUAUUGUAUUUUGUAUGACAAAUACAGAUUUUGACAGGGUCAGAUGUCCUGGAAUACUCUGGCCUCCCAGGAUGUACUGACUGGCUUUUUGAUUGAGAAACAGAUUGAAUUUUAAUCUUCUUAUGGAGGGAAUAAUACAUGCGUAUUCAGAGCAUACUCAGAGUUGUGAUUCCUUUACGUUUCCUUAAAUGUUUUUUUUUAAAUGUUUGAUUUCCUUUUUUUUCCCCACACAGAACUGAGUACAAGGCUUACAGAGAUGUGAAACCAGCAAGGAUGAUCCGAGCCAAGUCCCAGUACCUGCCUCCAGAUGAGAAGACCAGUCUAGAGACCAGCUACAGUGCCACCUUCAAGGGACAGACACCACUGCAGUCUGCUGACAACAGGGCCCAGGAGAGGAGGAGGAUACGCAGCCUGUACAGUGAGCCCUACAUAGACCCCUCAAAACAGGUGAGAAAUACACCUUUCUGACUCUGCAGUAUGCUGUUAAAGGGCAAAAAAUUGGUGUAAUAUUUUCAGGGUUUUGCACAUGCUCAUUUCAUUGCACAUCAGAACUUAAGAGUGGCUAUAACAAAGGUUUAAGCUCAGGAAUCUCAUGUUCACUAUCCAACAUCCUUAGGUUGACAGGUAUAGUGCCCCUCGCUCUAAACCCAAAAAGUCUGGAGCCACAGCAGCGGGCCAGAGUAAACCAGUGAAGAAAGCCAAAGAUAAGCAGAGCACCGCGCUGAGGGGCUCCAAGAAGACGACCUCGGAGAACCAGCCUGAGAACCGGCCAGCGGUGGGGGACAAGGAGAAAAGUAAAGAGAUGAACAACAAACUGGCUGAGGCAAAAGAGUAAAAACCAUUUAGCACUACUUCUUCUUUUAUUUCUUAUUCUUUUGGGGAAAAACAAACACAGAGGCUGCAAAAUUAUUUAAGGAUCUCAUCUUUAUUCUCAUCUUUCCCUCUGUUUCCCUUCAGUCUUCUUCUUCUUCUUCUUGAUCAGUCUCUCUGUAAACUCUCACUCUGUCUGUUCUGUCCUCUCUCACUACCUCUCUGCUGUGUUUGUACAGUUAUAGUUAUGACAAAAUGUUGGGGUUUAGACAUGCCAUGCUCCUCCCACCUCAUGCUAUAUCAUAUCUUUAUAGUUACGAGUGGGCGGGAGCAUCCUCUUCCUCAGCCAUUUGAUGCCGCCCACCACCCCCCACUCUGCUCUGCUCGCCUCCAUCUCCAGGUUGCCAUGGCUACUGUCUUGUUAGCCAAUGGAUGGCUCUUGUUGCAUGGGCCCACAAGCGGGAAAGCAAUCCUGAAGUGUUGGCUUUGAUCAGCUGAGCAGAUUGCUUUGUUGACUUUAUCAAGGAUUUUUUUCCCUCUUCUCUUUUGGUUUUUGGAGGAAGAUAACCAAAUUGGCUCCUUGGAUUUGGUUUCUGCUCCUGAUAAAUUCACAUCAAGUCUGAAAAUCUUUGAUAAAUGUCCUGCUUGAUUAGUCCAUGGCUUAUUGUUCCCUGCUUUUUCAUCUCUGCUACUGUUCUCUGUUCAUUGAAGAGCUCAUAGUCUGUGUUAAGCAAUGUCAUUAUGCUUUGUAUGUUGUUAUCAGGCUCUCAUUUUUAACUCUGCUUUAGGCUUUGACAAACUGUUGUCAAUUCACCUGAUGAAAAAACACCCUGCUGUACUAUCCCUUCAUGAAAAACCCAUUCAUACAGUGGUAUUUUAAUUCACUUAAAGCCAUUUUGUAACGCAAAAUUUGUUGCCAACAACCCAUCUAGGUCACACUUAACUGAUUAUGCAUAAACACCAGUCAUUUGCAAAGCAGAUGAGCAUUCCCACCGAAUGGGACAACACUGCUGUGCAGUUGUAGUGACAUUAUAUCAUUAGAGUAACAGCAUUACUCAGAAUCAGAGAGGGAUGAGUUCAGUGGAGCUGGGAUGUUGUUUGAAAUGGUUCAGGCUGUAUCCUUUUUGCAGAGCUGUCAAUCUGAAUCUCCAUAAUUCAGUGUAAUUGCCCCCAACGUAGUGUUCAUUAACAACACUAAGCCCCCCCUGCAAAGCCUCACAGCGGUUAUGCAAUUUUAGCUGCCUGUACACACACACGCACAGUUUUUGGCUUUUUUUGAUGCACUGUGCCGAGGGAGACCGUGACCAACGUGAUUUCACUGCUACUGGAUUAUAGCAGGGAGCUGAAAACACAGCUUAAUGGUCCUGUCCGCACUACUUUUAAGGUUAAGGCUGUAUGAAUGAGACACAGAUCUUGAUGAGUGAUAAAUAACUGCCAUUUGUGAAAUAUAUUUUCAACCUAAAGAGCCCUGUCUGCGAGAAACUUCUGUCAUAUUUAACUUUUUUACAACAUUACAUUAAUAUUCAGCAACAAGCACUUAAAGGACACCUAUUACAGUUUUAUCCACCUUUCAAUGUGUCACUCUUAAACAUCUAUAGAUCAGCUGUUCACAAUUUGCAACUUAUUAAACACCUUAUUAAUCUUUUAUUUAUGUGUUUGUUUAAAAUUAUUUAACUAAGGAAUUGUCACUGAUAAUCUUGUUUACAAGAGUGUCCUGCCCAAUCUUGUUCAGGCGCCUGCAAAUUCUCUAAUUUCAGCACUAUUGAGCCUUUGCCUGAAACACUUUGGCUGCUUUACAAAGCUUAACAAAGCUGGUGGGUGUUACUUUUUACUCAGCUUUGUAGUCACAAAAUGACCCAGAAGUUGUGCCUUGACAGAGGACAUUGUAGGCUAGCAGCUGGCUCUCUGCCAUACCUUGGCUAUUGGUACAUUACCUGUUGUAAUAAUAUUACUGACUGCUUAUGAGUCCAAACCCAGCUGGUGCUGGUCUUUGUUUACAAAGGUGUCAUGAAGUUGUGAGCACAAAUCUAAAAACUGUUUUUUGUUGACUUUUUCUUGGCAAGAGAAAUCAGGGAUGACUUUUCCUCACAAUCACAAUAAUACAUAACAACUUUUUAAGACACAUGAAAUUGGCAAAGUGAAACACAGAGGAAAAGAUGAGCAGUUAAAGAGACUCUCCAGCUUCUAGGUGGGUCUGUCUAUGACCAAGCCUCUGGGUGGGUUCAUUGUCCUGAUAACACAGCGCUGUCCCACAAAGUUCUUAAAACAAGCAUUUUAGGGAAUCUGAUGACGCCAACAUCUGUGUAUCAUGUCUUUAAACUUUACCAAGGUUUAGUAUGGGCACCCAGCACUGUAACAUUAUAUAUUAAAAUUCUGAGCUUCAUUAUAUAUAUAUAUAUCCCUUACAGCUAUUGUGAAGAAAUUAAUCUGGUUUUGAAACAGCCUGAAAUUUAUGCUGUGGUUUCUGUCUGAGCUUCAAAUGCUAACAAGACCAUCAGCGGCAAGAGCAACAAUAUAGUUAUAAUAUAAAGUUAUUUUUUUACUCUGAAAAUGCUGCCGAAGGUUAGGUAACAGACAAGGCCAUAAACAGCACAAUUCAAGGCUGACAUUUGUAGCUAUAAGAAGUUCAGUGACUCUUGUGUUAUGUUGUUUCUCCAUCCUGUUACUAAUGAGGUUAAAACAGCACAAGAGGAGCCUCAUUUGUCAACAUAGCUGUCAAUCAUUUUGUCAUAGCGUGUUUUAGAGGCAUCAAAUAACAAAUUAAAAGUUAGACAGGUUGAUUUGAUAAAAAAAAAGAAAAAACUUAUAUUAAUGAUGGAAGCCAUAUUUGAUAAAAUUUUGACAUGUAUGUUUAUUCUAAGUUUGACCCAUGUAUCAUCUGUUUCCAUGGAAAAGGCGGCUUUUUGAACGUUACCACAGACAGUCAGUAGGGGGAGCUUUAGUAGCAACGUUUACUCUGGACACAGCCAAAUAUCUGUUGGGUUGACUCUGCCAAACCGUGCUAUAAGUGACAUCCAUAAAGCACUUUUUUUUUUAUGAGAGUUAAUUAAUCAACAUAAUUUAUUGGAAACAGAGGUGGUUAAUAUAAUUUUGUUUAAGUACACGUAUAUUUGGGCACAUGUAACGAUAAAUAUGUCACUGCUUCUGUUUUGGACUCCCACUUUAUCACUCUCUGUUUCUGAACUCAUGUUGCUCUGCCUGUUUUUCCAAACACUCCGGUCUCAAAGUGGGAAAAGUAUGUUGGGUUGAUGUGGUGGAAAGAAAAAGAAGGAUUAUAUCGUAAGUUGUAUUGUACAUGUUUUAACCAAUUAUAAGCUCCCUUGUGUAUAUAUAGGUUGUACCUGUCUAUCUGUUAAAGCAGGGCUACAUCUAGUUGCUUUCUCUGAGUCUUAGCUUCUAUAUGUAGAGAAAGACACCAUUAAUCUCAAGCUUUUGUUUUUGCAUUAGAAGAGCACUAUUCUGUCUUGUCAUGGUGCAACCCAUCGAUGUGCUCAUAUCACAUUUUACUGUCUUCAGUAGCUUUGCUUCUCAGCAUCGUGUCCUCCAUUUUGAUGCUGGUAUGGUAUCCUUUUUCUGUAGCAUCUGAGACAGCAACCAUCUCCACCACCGCCACCACCAUGUCUAUCUGAGCUGAGCCCCAUCAGGGAUGACUCGUUAGCAUUUUGCAGCCUUUGGUUGGGGGACACUCGGUCAAUUAACAUAAGGGAGGAGGGGGCUUGUAGGUGCAGUAAAUGUAAUCGGUGCUUAGCACACCACACACUCUGUGCUAUCUGUGUGAUUCAUAGAAUAAUAAGGAUAGAAAGUAUGGUGAAGAAAGUUAUGUUUUUGGGCAAAAAAAAUAUUGACUGUGACGUGCUUGUGUUUCUAUCUGCUUGCUCAUAUUUAAUGAACAAAUAAAUGCAAAAAGCAGAAAAAGUGUCUUCUUGCUUUUUAUUUUAUUUUUGUUAAAAAGUAUGGUGAAAGAUUAGAGGUUGCAGGUAUCUGUCAGCAUUUCUCCUCCCUGUCCUGGUCUUUGUUUUUGUGAAACAAUAUGAAAAUAGAUCCACAUGGAAGAGAAUUUUGCUCUUACAACCUCUUUCUAUGCUUAUGCUAGGUCGCGCCAAUUUCUGGCAUGAGGUCUGGCAUCCUCUGUGGACCCUGCAUGUUGUGUGAAUUGAAGAAUAUAUUAUGUUUGCAUCUUGUCUCCAAUAUAUUCCAAUAACUUGUGUGAUUUAUAGACAACAUGCAUGUCAAAGGAUGUCCAGACACUUAUUCCAGAAUUAGAUGUUUUGUGCUUCUCCGGCUUUUAAAUAAUGAACCAACUUUAUGUAAAAGAAAAAAAAAACACCAACAAAUGUGUGAUAUGACAUUUGCUGAAGUCACAUUGUUCUUUCUCAUAGUGGUUUCAUGGUUAGAGUAUUUGAGGAUGUCACAUUUGGAUGAUGCUGUGUCCGGUUUGUGGUGUGCUAAUGAGUGACAUUCUGAUUCAUUUGAAGGGUUGUGCUAAAACAGUACCACUACAUACAACUCUGCCAGCCAAUCCGAGAUAUUGGCUGGGUGCAGACUCUAAAGCAACACCUGUGGGGCUGUGCACUACCCAAUCCCAGGUAAUCGAUCACCAGAGCAACGAAAAAGAAACAGAGCCACAAAUGCCACUCAUUCCCAUUCAUACAUGCUCAUGGAGUCGUGGUUUACUUUUGUUUUCUAUUACAGUGGCACACUUUUUGUUUUUCUGGUGAACCACCACAUUAUCUCCGGUCUACUCCUCAGGUCAUAGCCCCUCUGUUUUUCUCUUCCAUAUGGACACUAGAGUAGGGGGGUUGGAUGGGGCUGUCUGACUGCCUGCUGUAUCAUUCUACAUGUACGGUUCCUUAAGGUACCCUCUACUUAAGGAGGCCUCAGGUUUAGUCCAGUCAUCUCCAACCAUCCUUGAACCUUUGCUGAAAUGCACCCACUCCUCAUGGUUUAAAAAAAAAAAAAAAAGAACUGCAUGAUUUUUGAAUGACACACUCGGGGAUUAGAGAGGGCUGAUCCACUCAUGUUUGAGGCAGGUCACUCACAUAAUCACUAGAGAUGUUCCGAUACUGUUAUUAUCCUCACAGUGUGCAUUCAGAUCCCUGCAUUUGUAGAGUGGAAUACCAGGAACCAAUCCUAAAUCAGUGCUAUGCUUUUAAAAUUAAGUGUACACUCCUCACCUUGUAUUACCUUUGUAAAACACAAGCAGUGUGUCCUUGUUGCAUUUCCUUGUAGCACUUCUAAGUAUAUCUGUGGUUGCAACCCAACUUGAUGUGUGAAAACAAGCCAUCUGUUUAGUGGUUAAUGAGUUACUCUUUAUGAUCUGCAUAUAUUUUAUUGUCUGCAACAUACAGUCAAUCUUACGCUGUAUGAUUAAGGCUCUUCCAAGAUUUUUGUCGCUAUCGGAACAGCUCUAGAAAUGACACCUUUCAAGAUUGUAUCACUGCAUCUUAGCUCACUCGGUCAAAGUUUGACACUGUUUUUUAUUUUCAUUCGAAAUCCUGUCUCCGAUGCAUGCUGCCACUGUUUUUUCUGUUGGACCUGCAAUCUGAUGUUUAGACUCUGCACCUACUCUAGCAUAUCUGAGUGUUAGCUUGGAUAUUCUGUACAUAAGAUGAGAUGAGAUGAGGGGUAAGUAUGAAUGGAAUGAGAGAAGCGGAUCUGCUUUGGAAAGAGACAUUGCAAAGGAAAUUGUAAGUGCAUGUUAAAAAUUUUACCAUUUUAUAAAUUACUAAUUAAUGCCUAUUCAAAUGUGAUUUGAUAUUUUUUCUUUCUUUUAGUUUUUAUUCCACAGAGCACCCUGAGACUGUCAUUGCAUUAGGCAUCCUGUUGUUUUUGACACUGCGAUUAAGUGAAUCAGUCAAAGUUUGGAUUUAAACCAGCGGCCUGGAUUGAUCUAAAUGCAAAGCUGUCCAAUGCAAUGUUUGAGAUGUUAAAACUUUUUUUAAGUGUAUUCCCAUAACUCACUCAGUUUACAAAGUCUUUAUAUCCCAUGAUUCAUGGGUCGUUUGAUUCAGGAUGGCCUUGUAGCAUUUUCAUGUAAUAUUUGUGAUUACCAACCAGACAAACAAGCCCUGUAGACAUGCUGUAGCUUAGUUGAUUUACACUCCUGUCUGAAAUGAGCGGUCACAGGGUGCUCAGCUCAGCUCAGCCCGAUGACUUCCUGUUGUUGGCCUCAGAGAAAUGCCUCAUUGUGUGUCUCUUUCUGUCUCCUUCUUCUCUGGUUAUCUUAACCAUGUGCUGCCUUCUAGAGAAGCUCACGACGAGUCUCUCCGACUCGGUCAUCAUAAUUCCCAGGGUGCUGCUGGAGGAGAACCACAGCCACUGCUGGAGCGAGCCGAGCCACGGAGGAGCACAGGAGUCGUACGCUUUGCCCUAGACGGGAACCAGACUGACUAGUUCUGCCUGGGAGGUGGAUAGGCCUCAUACAGAGACUGCUGCUCUGUGCUGUAAAUAUCUAGUAUUUGCAACUAAGUCGAGUCAGGUGGAGAGGGAAUCCCACAAAAUAAGAAAGCACACACAUUUGAAGCACGCAUGUUUGAGACAGUUUUUGGCUGUUUGACUCACGGCAUUAUCGCAAAGGUGCUACAUCAUUUUUUCUGGUUUCAUGCAAUUUUCUUUUAACAGUAUGUCAAAAAUAUUAGAAAUACCACACCAUAAAGUGCUUAUACAACAUUUACUAAACACUGUACUGUACAUUGAUGAGUUUUAGUGUAAAUAAAUUACCAUAACUUGCAGAUCGCAAGAAUA